AUGCGACGCCACAAAUCGACACGAUAUUCGCUGCUUCUGGCAUUGUUGGCAACGAGUCUUCUGACAUUCAGCACAACUUUUGCCAGCAACAAACCGACUACUGAUGAGAACGGUACCAUCUCUCAGACAAUCUGCGAUGGCGAAGCUGCUGAAUUGAGUUGUCCACCUGGAAAAGUUAUCUCGAUCGUUCUUGGUAACUACGGAAGAUUCUCUGUCGCAGUGUGCCUCCCAGACAGUGAUAUAGUACCCGAAAACACCAUCUGCCAGAAUCCCAAAACCCAGUCAAUAUUGGAAAAGAAAGAACAUUCAUUAGCCGACCUCACUCUGACUACCACCACCACCAUCGGUAACCGUAGCAUCGAAUUAUGCAAUAAUUGCAAGGUUGUCUCUCUCUCCAGAUGUAACGGAAAGCAGACGUGUCGUUUCUUCGUUGACACAUUCUUGUUUGACGACGCGUGCCCGACGAUGAGCAAGUAUCUAGAAGUACAACACGAAUGCCAUGAAGAUGCAAUGGAAACUCCAACUGCGAUUUCAAUGUUGAUAAGAAGACGUUCAAUGAAGAUCCGUGCCCCAAUACCUACCACUACGACACCGACUACAACGACAACAACUACUGCUAGAGAUAUUAGUUCGAUAUUUAACCUAGAAGUAGAAGAGACUCAGAAGGAUGCCCUCAACUCGGACGAUAGUACAAAAACAAAAAAGAAGGAUGUGAUUUGUUCGGCCACAAACAGAAGAGGUGUGAACUGGCAGAACACGAAAGCCGGUACAAGAUCUACUGCACCAUGUCCUGAAGGAUCAAACGGAAAACAGUUGUGGGAUUGUUCAGUGGACGGACAAUGGGCGACUGAAAAUCCGAACAGUGCCGGGUGCGAGAGCGAUUGGGUUUCCGCGAAAAGCAGUUUUUUAUCUCAAGUCAUCAAUGCUGAAGAUGCUUCUGGAGUACCCGAGUUUCUGAGAAAACUAGUUUCUGAAACAAGACGCCCGAUGGUUGGAGGUGAUUUGCCGAAGGUUCUACAUCUCCUCGAAAGAACUGUGAAUGUGAUAGCUGAGGAAAGUUGGGCUUAUCAACACUUGCCACUUUCGAACAAAGGCCUGGUCGAAGUCAUGAACCACGUUCUUCGGAAUCAAGAAAUCUGGGGAAGCUGGGAUGUUCUAAAGCGAAAGGAGUACGUAUCCAGAUUCAUCAAAGCGACUGAGAAGGCUAUGAUAGCAUCAGCAAAAGGAAUGCAGUCAUCUGCAGAGUCGAAUGUGAUCGUGCAACCAGCAAUAACUGUAGAGAUGUCCCACAAAAUCAAAAUCUCAUCGCAACCAAUGGAUUACAUUUUGUUCCCAUCAGAAGCUUUGUGGAAUGGUCUAAACGUGGAUAGUGUGAAUAUUCCCAGAGAAGCUAUACUGAAAGUCAGUCAAGACGAAACACAAGUAUUCUUUUCUUCCUUCGACAAUAUUGGACAUCAGAUGACUCCACUUGAUGUCACCGUUCCAAUCACUGGGACUGACAAAACAGAAGUUCGGAAACGUCGAGUUGUUUCGAGAAUCGUAGGAGCGACGCUGCUUGCAAAUGGCAAAGAGACUCAGGUGGAGAAAUUGGAGAAGCCAGUCAGGAUCGCCUUCUAUCACAAGGAAUCUGCUGUUCGUCACAUGAGCAGCCCAACGUGUGUUUGGUGGAAUCAUCACGAACUGAAAUGGAACCCAUCUGGAUGUCGUCUAUUCUCGCAUAACAAGACGAUGACUUCUUGCGAGUGCACUCAUCUGACUCAUUUCGCAGUGCUCAUGGAUGUUCGAGGUCAUGAGUUGAGUGAAAUCGAUGAGACAUUGCUCACUUUAUUGACCUACGUCGGAUGUAUCAUAUCCAUCGCCUGUCUGUUGCUUACAUUUUUCGCCUACUUGAUUUUCAGCAGAAACGGAGGAGAUAGAGUUUUCAUUCAUCAAAAUCUUUGUCUAUCACUCGCUUUUGCCGAAAUGACAUUCCUUUUUGGAAUCUCGCGAACAGACGAUUCAGUACAAUGUGGAAUUAUCGCAGCGGUUCUAAUGUACAUGUUUCUCGCCGCACUGACAUGGAUGCUUUUGGAAGGAUACCACAUACACCGAAUGCUGACUGAAGUGUUCCCAUCAGAUCCACGACGUGUUACAUAUCUCCUUUUUGGAUAUAUCCCUCCCGCAAUCAUCACUCUUUCUGCCUAUAUGUACAACUCGAAUGGAUUCGGAACUCAACAUUAUUGCUGGCUAACGACACAAAACAACUUCAUCUGGUUUUUCGCUGGCCCAGCUUGUUUCAUUCUUUGUGCGAACACUCUCAUUCUUUUCAAAACUCUGUGUACUGUAUACCAACACACUAGUGGAGGGUAUCUUCCAUGUCGCCACGAUGUCGAUUCGGGAAGAUCUAUUCGCAAUUGGAUCAAAGGAUCACUGGCUUUGGCAAGCUUGUUGGGUGUUACUUGGUUGUUGGGACUGUUUUGGAUCGACGACUCAACAUCUAUUGUGAUGGCGUAUGCGUUCACUAUUUCCAAUUCAUUGCAAGGACUAUUCAUCUUCUUGUUCCACGUAUUAUUUGCUGAAAAAAUGCGCAAAGACUUCGGACACUGGAUGUGCCGGCGUGGAUGUGGAGGAUCGAGCAACUCGUCACCUAAUCAUAAACGUCACAAUGCUCAGCGAGAUUUGAUGUCACCUGGAAUGAACAGUUCUACGGGUAGCGAAUUCCUGUACAACACGAACGACAAGUACCUGAGCAGCUCGGAUACUACGAAUCGAUUGGCAUUUAAUAGAAUGCCUCACCCUAAUCAAAUGUCUGUAUACCAACAACAUCCGCAUCAUCAAAUUUAUGAUCAACAACCAGGAACCUAUGAUUAUGCAACUAUUGCUUAUGGAGACAUGAUGCCUGGACAUCGUAUUGCAGCUCCGCCGGCUUACCAACGUCUCGCUGUUGCCGAAGGACGUUAUGGAAGCCAACAUCAGAUUUAUCAAGGCUGGCAUCAUCGUCCACCUCCAGAAUUCUCGCCCCCUCCACCGCCACCAAGUGCUCCUUCUAUUCCACGUCAGUAUGGAACGACUGGUUCCAGUGGUCGACGUCCCCCAAGCUCAAAAAUGAGUGACGAUUCUGCUUAUUCCGAUGGGUCAUCAUCAAUGUUGACGACCGAAGUGACGCCACAAGGACAAACGGUGCUUCGAAUCGAUCUGAAUAAGCCGAGCAUGUACUGUCAGGAUUUAUAG
Molecule: messenger RNA, 3210 nt
Organism: Caenorhabditis briggsae
Lineage: Eukaryota; Metazoa; Nematoda; Chromadorea; Rhabditida; Rhabditidae
Gene: Cbr-lat-1
Product: Protein CBR-LAT-1
Exons: 11
Coding region: 1-3210 (1069 amino acids)
Biological process (GO): cell surface receptor signaling pathway; adenylate cyclase-activating G protein-coupled receptor signaling pathway
Cellular component (GO): membrane
Molecular function (GO): G protein-coupled receptor activity; carbohydrate binding
Source: RefSeq, a predicted model, not a curated record